Molecule: messenger RNA, 999 nt
Organism: Ochotona princeps (American pika)
Lineage: Eukaryota; Metazoa; Chordata; Mammalia; Lagomorpha; Ochotonidae
Gene: LHB
Product: luteinizing hormone subunit beta
Exons: 2
Coding region: 434-940 (168 amino acids)
Biological process (GO): G protein-coupled receptor signaling pathway
Cellular component (GO): extracellular region; cytoplasm
Molecular function (GO): hormone activity
Source: RefSeq, a predicted model, not a curated record
CCUGUGAGAGGUCACCUGAAGAAAGCCAGGGCGGAGGCGGGACUUCCCUCACCUGCCUCCUAAGCCUUCAGCAGCUAAAAGUGAGGGGGUAGGAUGCUCUUCUGGCUCACCAGCCAGCUCCUCCACCUCCAUGACCUUGUCCGCCUCUCGCCUCCAGAGGGAUUUGUGUCCAGGUUACCCCAGCAAGCUGCCCUCAGCAGGUGGCCUUGCCGCCCCCAUGGCCCAUGGGUAUAAAGGCAGGUGGAUGAGGUAGGGGCAGGCAGCACGGAGGAUGGAGCUGCUCCAGGUAAGACUGUAGGGCCCCUGGGUACCUUCAACCCCAUCCAUGCACCAAGUGGCAUUCAGUGGAACCUGGAAUAGACCAUUCUAGAGUGGGUGGGGAUCACUCGGCCCCCUUGGGCAGGUGGAUGAACGGUGGGUCAUCCCAUCCUGGAUGGGAGGUGUCAAGACAGGACCCUUGCACCCCCAGCAGUCCAUGGAGCAGAGGGUAAGCACUCAGGGUGAGGGUCUCAGGCUGGCCUUGCCCCAGGGGCUGCUGCUGUGGCUACUGCUGGGCAUGGGCGGGGUGUGGGCAUCCAGGGGCCCACUCCGCCCACUGUGCCGGCCCGUCAACGCCACCCUGGCUGCGGAGAAGGAGGCUUGUCCAGUCUGCAUCACCGUCACCACCAGCAUCUGUGCUGGCUACUGUCCCAGCAUGGUGCGGGUGCUGCCUGCUGCCCUGCCACCCGUGCCCCAGCCUGUGUGCACCUACCGUGAGCUGCACUUUGCCUCCAUCCGCCUCCCCGGCUGUCCACCUGGCGUGGACCCCAUGGUGUCCUUCCCCGUGGCCCUCAGCUGUCACUGCGGGCCCUGCCGCCUCAGCAGCUCCGACUGCGGGGGUCCACGGGCGCACCCCCUGACCUGUGAGCUCCCCCAUCUCCCAGGCCUCUUCUUCCUCUGAGGACUCUAUUCCUGCCUCCUGGUUCCACCCCUCCCCCAAUAAAGGCUUCUCCGUUUGCA